Molecule: messenger RNA, 345 nt
Organism: Pocillopora meandrina
Lineage: Eukaryota; Metazoa; Cnidaria; Anthozoa; Scleractinia; Pocilloporidae
Source: the annotation of a GenBank genome assembly
AUGGAAGAUGGAAGAAUUCUAGACACUGGAAUAAAUGCUUCGUCUUCUAGCACACUAGCCAAGAAUGGUCGACUAAACUACACAUCAGGAUCAUCAUGGUGUGCAGGAACAAGUGACACUAAUCCAUAUCUACAGAUUGAUCUACAAACACUUCAUAUCAUCUGUGCUGUGUCUACUCAAGGGAAUUCAAAAGCAGAUCAGUGGGUGAAGAGUUACACACUGCAAUUAUCUACAGAUGGGACAACUUGGACAGACUAUAAGGAAUUAGGUGGACAGGUCAAGGUGUAUAAUACAUUCUGUUUUGGAACAUUACUUCAGAAACAACUAAGAUUUAACAUGCAUUGA